AUGGUGAAUUGCACAUGUGGUGCUGGACCCAUGACACUCCUCAUCUCAAGAACAGAAAGAAACUAUAUGAGACGCUUUUACAAGUGUCCCCUAGGUAAGAAUCAUCCCAGAGGUUUUUAUUGGGAAGAUGAGUUGAUGCAAAAUUUGCCAGAAGCGGUACAUGAUGACGACGCUGUGGGUUUACGUGAAAAUGGUAGCGCGUCGGGCAUGCCGUGGACCGUCGGGGGCAUUAUGCGAUGUUGCGGUAUUACAGGGUUUGGUUCUGCAGAAGAGUUGUCUGCAGAUGAUUUUGUUGCACUUAUUCCAAGUGUCUAUAUUUCAAUCAAGGAGCAAGAUACAAUUGACUCUGUUGUUUAUGUUCCUUAUGAGGUGAUGAAGCAACGCAUGCAAGUUCAAGGCACAAGGACAUCUUGGAGCUUUGUGAAGCCUGGUGUGCAAAUGUAUGGUUACUAUACAGGAAUGUUCCACGCUGGCUGUUCGAUAUGGAAUGAACAUGGGGUAAAAGGACUAUAUGCAGGUUACUGGCCUACACUCGCAAGGGAUGUGCCUUUUGCUAGUCUAAUGUUUAUGUUUUAUGAAGCCUUGAAAAAUGUCACAGAAUAUGGGAAGCAAAAAUGGAUACCCAAUACGAAUUACCAAGUUAAUAGUUCUAUGGAGGGAUUUCUAUUAGGAGAGCUAGCUGGUGGUUUUAGUGCAUAUCUCGCUACUCCAUUGGAUGACAUCAAAACAAGAUUGCAAAUACAAGGAUCGACUACUAGGUACAAUGGCUGGUUUGAUGCAAUUCGUAAUGUAUGGAUGGCUGAAGGCACAAAUAAACUGUUCAAGGGUAGUGUCCCCAGGAUUGCAUGGUAUAUUCCAGCUUCUUUAGAAGAAGGGGUAUAG
Alnus glutinosa is the source of this 882-nucleotide messenger RNA. RefSeq lists its product as uncharacterized. The record is from RefSeq and is a predicted model, not a curated record. The transcript has 8 exons. NCBI's taxonomy places the organism in Eukaryota, Viridiplantae, Streptophyta, Magnoliopsida, Fagales, Betulaceae. Bases 1 to 882 code for a protein of 293 amino acids. Gene Ontology annotation, molecular function: zinc ion binding.